UUUAAGUUGGCCCUUCUACCACGGAAAGGAGGGAGAGGGAGGCCAAAGCCCCCAAGAAACACCAGAAGGCGGGCCCUGCAAGGGACCUCUGUCCUUCCUGGGGAAAUCCAGUCUUGUUCAGUUGCCUGCGGUGACAAAUAGGAGUCAAGGAAGUUGGACAGUUGUGGAUGAGCCCGUUGAUGGGACGAUAAUUUAGUGAGCACCUACUAUGUGCCAAGCAUGCCGCCCUUGGCGGACAAAGUCUUUGCACUCACAGAACUUAUGUUCUUGUGGAGAGACAAGCAGUAAAGAAGCAAGAAGAAACGUAUCAGCUGGUGACGAUGCGGCUGAUGUCCCAGGAGAGGGGCCACUUGCUCAACUCCUCCAGGACAGCGAUGGACGAGCCAGCAUCCCAACCAGGCCCAUGGACUCCCAGAUAUGGAUGCAGAGAGAGAAGCCCUGCAGAGCACGGCCUUCCCCGAAGUAAACCUUCUGCCAAAAGCAUGGGCUGAUGUUUGAGGUUGUUGAUCUGAGGUGGGGUAUUCGGAACACUGAGGCCACUGACCACAUGACCACAGAACUCUGCUUGGAGGAGCUCGACCGGUGUCGGAAAACAUCCAUAGGGCCCGCUUUUGUUGCCCUCUUAGGCGACCAAUACGGCCCCUGUCCAGUCCCCACACUGAUCGAGGAGAAGGAGUGGGAGGCUCUGAGAGCCCAGCUGACCUCCAGGCCACGUGACCUGGAGCUGGUGGUUCGACGCUUCCGGAGGGAUGAGAACGCUGUGCCCCCCACCUACCUGCUGCAGGCGCUAGGGACCGUGGAGGGCCACGGGCCCGAAGAGGCCACCCUGACCUCUGUGCUGCGCUCCGGAGCCCAGGAGGCCCGGAGGCUGGGCCUCAUCACCCAGGAGCAGUGGCACCGCUACUACUGGUCAGUCAUUGAAUGGGAGAUAGACCGGGGCCUGCUGAGCUUGACAGACGGAGACCAGGGGGCGACCGUCUUCUUGAGAGAGAUCCAGGACCUCCACAAACACAUCCUGGAAGACUGUGCCCUCAAGAUGGUAGACCGGCUCGCAGAUGGCUGCCUGGACACGGAUGCCCAGAACCUUCUCAGUGGCCUCAAGGGACGCAUUGCCGACAUGCAACCCGGAGUCCUCAAGGCCCACCACCUGCCAUGGAGCCGAGACCUGGUGAACCCCCAAAACAAGGCUCAUGCUCAGUACCUGAAGGAGCUGGGGGAGCAGUUUGUGGCCAGGGCUAACCACCAGGUCCUUGAGCACCUCCAGGAGCUGGAGGUGGGCCGGCGGGAGCUGGCAUGGCUCUACCAGGAGAUCCGCCACCACCUGGGGCUGAGUGCCGAGGCCACCCGGACCUUUUGCGGGCGCCAGGAGCUCCUGGCCCAGCUGGCGCAGCGGCUCCGGCAGAGUGACAGCUGUCCACACUCACCCGUGGUGCUUUUUGGACCCCCAGGCAUCGGAAAGACAGCUCUGAUGUGCAAGCUGGCAGAGCAAAUGCCGAGACUGCUUGGCCGCAAGACGGUGACCAUCCUGCGGCUUCUGGGGAUGUCACAGAUGAGCUCCAAUGCCCGGGGCCUGCUCCAGAGCAUCUGCUUCCAGCUGUGCCUGGCCUACGGGCUGCCCCUGCCCCCGGCCCAGGUCCUGGAGGCCCAUGCCAGGGUGGUCCAGUUUUUCCACACCCUCCUCCACACUGUCUCCUGCCGAAACUUCGAGUCCCUGGUGAUCCUGUUGGACUCCCUGGAUGAUGUGGAUUCCAUCUGCUGCGGCCGGAGGGUCCCCUGGCUGCCUCCCAAAUGCCCGCCGAGGGUCCACCUCAUCCUUUCAGCCUGCUCAGGGUGGCGGGGGAUUCUAGACACCAUGCGACAGACGCUGACGGACCCAGAGGCCUACUGGGAGGUGAAACCCCUUUCCGGAAACCAAGGGCAAGAGAUGAUCCAGCUUCUGCUGGCAGCCUCGAGGAGGACGCUAAGCCCAGAGCAGAGGGAAUUGCUCUGGGCCAGCCUCCCAGAGUGUGGGAACCCAGGACGGCUGAGGCUGGCCUUCGAGGAGGCCCGGAAAUGGGCCUCCUUCACCAUACCUGCCCCUCUGGCCUCCACCGCUAAGGAAGCAAUGCACCAACUGUGUGCCCGCCUGGAGCAGACACACGGGCAGCUCCUGGUGGCCCACGUGCUGGGCUACGUCGUGUCUUCCCGGCAUGGGCUCUCAGAGGCAGAGCUGAAGGACAUCCUGUCCCUGGACGACGAGGUCCUGCAGGCUGUGUACCGGGACUGGACCCCGCCCAGCAAGGAGCUGUUGCGUUUCCCACCCCUGCUGUGGGUGAGGCUCCGCCGGGAUCUGGGCCACUGCUUGGCCCGGCGGCCCGUGGAUGGCUUCACGCUGCUGGCCAUCGCCCACAGGCAGCUGGCCGAGGUGGUCCAAGAGCGCUACCUGUCCGGGCCCGAGAGAGCCAAGAGGCACGGAGUCUUAGCUGACUUCUUCUCAGGGGCCUGGAGCCAGGGCACGAAGAAACUCAUCACUCUGCCGCUGGUGGGGAAGCCCCUGAACCUGGACCGCAAGGUGGCCCCUCAGCCCCUGUGGUUCUCAGACACGGUGGCAAAUCUGCGGAAGCUGAAGGAGUUGCCCCAUCACCUGGUCCACUCAGGCCGCAUCGAAGAGCUGAAACAGGAGGUUCUGGGCAGCAUGAACUGGAUUUCCUGCCGGGGCGUCUCUGGGGGCAUCGAGGGCCUGUUGGAUGACUUUGACUUGUAUGGCCCUCACCUGGACUGUCCUGAGGUCAGCCUGGUCCGGGACGCCCUCCAGCUGUGCCGCCCGGCUGUGGAGCUCCGAGGCAUGGAGAGGAGCAUCCUAUAUACAGAACUCCUGGCCCGACUCCAUUUCUUCGCCACCUCACAUCCAGCCCUGGUGGGACAGCUGUGCCAACAGGCCCAGAGCUGGUUCCGGGUGUGCCCCCACCCUGUGCUCAUACCCCUCGGGGGAUUCCUCCAGCCCCCGGGGGGACCCCUCCGGGCAACCGUCACAGGCUGUCACAAGGGCAUCACUGCCAUGGCGUGGAGCCUGGAGGAGAGGCUGCUGGUUGUUGGCACCCAGGACGGCUUUGUUGCUGUGUGGGACAUGGAAGAGCAGCAGGUGAUCCACAUCCUAACUGGACACACAGGAGAGGUGAGGUAUGUGAAAGUGUUUGCCAAAGGGACGCUCGCCCUCUCUGCCUCAAAGGACCGCACACUGCGCUUGUGGGAUUUACUCUCUGGGCAGGAGAAAUUCACCAUUUGGGACAGAGGCUCAAAAGAUCGCACUGAGAUCUGCAGUCUUCACAUGGAUGAAGCAAAGAAAGUUGUGUAUUUGGCAUCUGGCUCAAAGGUCAGUGCUUGGAAUCUGGCAACUGCAGAGCUGGUUUUCCGUAUCUUGGGAGACGCGUCUGACCACUGGAUGUGCACAGGGGCGCUGGCUUCCCAGGCCACGCUGCUGACCAUGUCUGAGGCUGGUGUGGUCAGUCUGUGGAGCUCAGCCACAGGAAAACUACAGGGGAGGCAACAUUUAUCCAGCGUCAGAGAAGAAACACCUACCUGUGGGGUCUCGGUCCAGAAGCAAGGCAAGCUGGUGGCCGGGUUUAGCAAGGGCUCCAUCUCUUUGGUUUCCCCCGAAGGAGACAGCCUGCUGGAGAAGCUUCCGGAAACCGUGAGGUUCCUUGUACUCUCUGAAGACGAGUCCCUUCUUGCUGCAGGGUUUGGAAGAUCUGUGCGGAUAUUCUUGGCCGACUCACAGGGGUUUCAUCGAUUCAUGGCCACCGACCUUGAACAUGAGGACACAGUGGAGACAGCCGGUUUUGGUCCUGAGAACAAUCUGAUUAUUACUGGGUCCCGGGACGCACUCAUUCAGGUGUGGAGUCUGUCGGAACAGGGGACCCUGCUGGACGUUCUGGAAGGCGUCGGGGCCCCCGUGAGCCUGCUGGCCUGGAGUGGGGCCUUGGUGGCAUCUGCUUCCCAGCAGUCCUCGUCUUUCAAAGUCUGGGAUCUCACCUACAUUCAGAAGCCAAGGGCCUGCACCCCAUUUCUGGACCGCACCGGCCUCACUGCCGUGUCACACGAUGGAGACUACGUUUACUUCCCCAAGAUUGGGGACAAGAACAAAGUCACCAUUUGGGAUUCGGCGGAAGGGGAAGAGCAAGAUGCCCUGGACACCUCCAGUGAGGUCAGGUGUCUGGAGGUUGCCCAGCAGGCCAAUCUCCUUUUCACCGGCCUCGUUUCGGGGGUCGUCCUGGUGUUCCCCUUGAGUUCCAGACAGGACGUGAUGUGCAUCCCCCCUCCCGAGGCCCGGAAAGCCAUCAGAUGCAUGGCCCUAAGUAAAGGCGAGGAGCGCCUGGCCAUCGCCUAUGACAGCAUCGUCCUGGUGCUGGACAUCAGCCCUGGGGAUCCCUGUCCCGUCAUCAACGGGCCGACCUACACCUUCUACACCCAGCUGCCUGAGACCAUAUCCAGCGUGGCCGUGCUGGCCGACUACCGCGUGAUCUACGGCAUGACCAAUGGUGACCUCUUCCUUUACGAGUGUGCGAACUCCAAAGUGUUCCCUCUGGAGGCCCACGGGAGCCAGGUCACCUGCAUGCAGGUCAGCCACAAGGAGCAGCUCGUGGUCAGUGGUUCCGAGGAAGCCCUGCUGUGUCUCUGGGACCUGCAGGCCUGCAAGUGGAGAUUCCAGAUGAGCUACAUGAAUUCUUACUGUAGAGGAGUCCAGUGUGUCUGCUUCUCCAUGGACGACAGGUAUGUGUAUGCAGGCUUGAAGGAUCGCUCCAUCAUCGUCUGGAGUGUGCUAGACGGCACCCUGCUGGCUGUCCAGUUUGUCCACGCUAUGGUGAACAGGAUCAUCCCAACUUCCAAUGGCUUCAUCGCCCCCACUAGACAUGGCUAUCUCAUCCGCCAGCGUUUCCAGUGCCCUUCGUCGAGAACGUCACAGCAGGACCCUCUCAAGAACUUCAAGAAGGCAGUGUGGAAGGUCAAAUCCAGACAGAGAGAAGAGCUAGCAGCUGCUGCAGGAACACUCCAGGACUUGAGAUCAGCAAGUACCCAGGGAAAUGAGUGCAAAUCAAACAAACACUCGCAAGUCUGCCUGCUAGUGUAGAACCCGCCAAUGGGGGCAUGGGACUCCAGUGAGUUAGCCCCAUUCAAUCUGGCUGAUGCAAAAAGUAUGUAUGUGUUGAUGUAUAUCUGGACCCAAAGCCUCAGAUUAUAUGACUCAGACCCUGUUUCUUGCCACCCUUCCAUUCUUCUCUCCUUGUUGGCUGCAGUCAAAGACUGGCUACCCCCAGGUUAGGAAUAUGACAGCCAAGGUCAGUAGAAAAGAGACCUUCUCCUUGCCAGCAGACUGAAUCAAAGUGCUGGCCCUGAUUCUGUUGGCCCCAGUGGGCUCCUGCACCUGUCUCUGGGAGAAUGCAGUGCGGUGAUUGGCCAGCCUGACCCAGGGCACACCAGGGCUGAGGAUGGAGUCAAUACCACCCACCCAUGUUGCCAGAGAAUGGGAGAGGCUAAUCCCAGGAGGGGAACUGGGGGCGGGGGUACAAGGCAAAGGGAGGAUGGGUGGAUGUGGGACUGAUCAAACCACAGAUGUGGACCAUAGAGCUUUAUAAUUUUAAAGCCUCAGGUGCUAUUGUCUGAUCCUUGUCACAGCCUAUAGUUCAGGGAGGGCAGGAGUUUCUGCAUCCAUUUUGCAGACAAGAAAACUGAGCCUUGGUAGGUAGCUGUGAUUUGCUCAAGCUCACAAGCCUGAGGUGCAAGAGCUCUGGGAAAAGAGAGCCAGGAGAUAUCCUGUCCCCAUCCUGUUGGACCACCUCCCUCUAAUUUUAGUCUCAGAAGCAUGACCAUUCCACAGGUGACACACUCCAAUGCCCACGGGGGCCGGCGAGUAACCUAGAUGAUUGCCGUGCACCAGAGAGCAGCAGAGAAUGAUGGAGACCAUGGGUCAUGUGGAGGAUGCGUGCUCUGCCCUGGGUGGACAUGGGCACCCUGACUCUAACUCAGAAUAGCCACAGGGAAAAACAGCAAGAGCUCCUUCUUGUUGUAAGCAAAGCCAGAAACCCAGACUUUUAUGCAAAAUGUUCCCAUUUUUUUUAAAGUUGGCGAUUGGCUCAGAUUUACAUCCACAGGCACAUUUAGCCUGUGUGUCUCUAGAUCAGGAGCUGAUGACUGUCAUGACUUCAUGACACAAGCCAGCGUGAAAACAAUAAACCUGUUUUAGUUCUUCCAUCCCUUCUCCCUGGCUCCCAAACUUUGAGGAUAAAGAUGCUCUUUUAUCUCAAAACCUGGAGGCUCUUGGAAGUGGACAGAAAAACCUAGCGACAUCUCUUUGCUGAGCUUUUGGACCAUCUCCGCUCUCCCCAAGUUCAAAAGAGGAGCUGUUUCUGUUCCACUAAAAUGGAUCUUGCUUCUUUGCAUGCAGCCUUCCAAAAGCCCCCACUUGCUUCUGGGGCUUUCGCUAUAAAGAUAGGAAAGUCCAAACUUCAAGGUGCUAUUCCCUCUCCCCUUUGUUGGAUUCCAGAGAGUUUCAGAAAAAGCAACCUUAGAAACAGAGGCUUUGAAGCUAGGUGUGACCCUAUUGACUGUCUUCUUCAGUCAUUUCCCAAACUAGGGUUCCACGGGGGGCUUUGGCAGUUCUGCAGACACUAGCAUCAAAUUCCAUUUCGAAAAAAUAUUUUAAACUGGAAUUUUAAAAUGCAUGGCCAGCUGGGUGAGGCAGCAGGUUUUAAGGUGUUGGAGAUAACUAACUUGGGAUUCUCCUUCGUUUAACUAAGAUUUUGAUGGGAGCCCAACUACUCUUUGCCACCACUUUUCUGUGAACCAGGGGCUUUGCCCAAUGCAGAAACAAAGUGGAUGUUGUAACAGAGUAAGAUUUCAGCUACAACUUUGAGUUUAAAAUGUGUGUGUCCGUCUCAACAACCUCAGUGAGAAUCCAUUGCUUGUACGUAAAUACUACUUUGAAUGUAGGAGAGAAAUUUUACUAAUAAAAUGCAAC
Molecule: messenger RNA, 6994 nt
Organism: Zalophus californianus (California sea lion)
Lineage: Eukaryota; Metazoa; Chordata; Mammalia; Carnivora; Otariidae
Gene: NWD1
Product: NACHT and WD repeat domain containing 1
Molecular function (GO): protein binding
Source: RefSeq, a predicted model, not a curated record